This is a messenger RNA of Equus caballus (horse), 885 nucleotides long. The record is from RefSeq and is a predicted model, not a curated record. Lineage: Eukaryota; Metazoa; Chordata; Mammalia; Perissodactyla; Equidae.
AUGUACCCAGGGCUGUUUCUAGUCUUCUAUGGACUGUAUCAGGCAAUAGUGGUCUCCAAAGCUGCGAUAUUCAAUGACUCUCUCCUGUAUUCUUCAUGCCCUCUCAGGAAUAAGGGAAGAUGGGCCAGGCUGUGGAAACUAUCCUAUAGAGGUUUGUUGAAGAUGGUGACUGGCUCCCUCUUGAUAGCUUAUGAGAUCAGCUGUGUCACAGGAGGGUUGAAGCUGAUGAACAGGGAGCUGCCACCGAGAUUUAUGUUCCCCAAAGAGUGGCAGCACCUCACCAUGUUCGUCCUCCUCAGCCUCAAUGGCUGUGCAGAUGUCACGAGUAAGAACUUGCUGCCUCAGAGAUGUGUACUCCUAGAAAAAGGUACCCUGGUCCUGACCUUCUAUGUGCUCCUGCUGCUGCUGGUGUCACAUGUUCAGGACUCAUCAGGGGUGGAGCUGCAGACUCAUUCUCUGCUCAUCUUGGUGGUCUUUCUGCUGAUGCUGGUGUUGACUGUAGAGCUCUGGGCUCCUGAAAUGUUUUACCUCUCGCUGAUCGAGACUUUUCUGUUUCUCCUGAUGGGCUCCUGGCUGAUACAGGCAGCCUUCAUUCUGUACAGACCCGUCACGGGCUACCCAUGGCAGGACGAUGACAUCAGCGACAUCAUGUUUAUCACCACUUUCUUCUGCUGGCAUUUGAUGAUCAAUGCUUUGUGCCUGUUGGGAAUCUAUGGUGUCUCUUUCUUUUGGCAUCGUUGUCACAGUCCCAGCUUGAAGCUCAUGGAGACUAAAGAAGCUCCAUAUGCCACGAGCACUGUAGGAUCCCUCUACAACUUGCUGCAGGAAGGGGAGCAGGCAGAGAAAGAAGAACAGGCUCUUCUCCUUUCAAAGAGUUCGCCCUGA